This is a messenger RNA of Eriocheir sinensis (Chinese mitten crab), 2807 nucleotides long. RefSeq names its product spectrin beta chain-like. Gene Ontology annotation, cellular component: cell junction; cortical actin cytoskeleton; cell projection. Gene Ontology annotation, biological process: actin cytoskeleton organization. Gene Ontology annotation, molecular function: actin filament binding; phospholipid binding. The transcript has 9 exons. Bases 22 to 1131 code for a protein of 369 amino acids. Lineage: Eukaryota; Metazoa; Arthropoda; Malacostraca; Decapoda; Varunidae. The record is from RefSeq and is a predicted model, not a curated record.
AUUAUAUAUGCCCGUUCUGAUAUGACUCUUGGAUUGCAGUUUGAGCUGAAGGAACUCAAGAGAAAACAAGAAGAGGAGGAAGAAGAACGACGACGACAAGAGGAAUUGGCAAGACAGGCUGCUGCUCCUCCACCACAGUCACCGGACCAACCAACAGACGGAGUGGAUGGUUCAGGAGAAGACUCACACCUGAAUGGAGAUGAGCAUGAUGAAUCACGUGAAGCUGUUGAGCCACCUUCGGUCGUUGCUUCCCCCAAGGGCCACCCCCAUACAUUGCCCCGAGAGCAUGAUGAGAGCGCAGCUGUGCAUCGAGGUAGUGCAUCCAGCACCCCACGUCCCCCCUCCACUCCUACCACACCCACUUCUGCUGCCGCUGGGGCUGGGCGGGGUCGGCCAGCUUCCGCCACCCUCCCUGCUGCCACUUCGCCCCCCACUCCUGCUAGCAAGGAGUCGCGACGGAGGGUGCGUUCUAGAUCCAAGUCUCCAUUCCGCUCUUUCCGCUGGAAGAAAACCAAGACUUCUCCAUCCGAAGCACCGGGUAGUGCAUCUGACGAUGAAUCAAACCUGGAAAGGGCAGCAGCCCCCAAACACCCACCCUCAGUGGCUCCCUCAACGACCGCUACCUCAGCAGUGGCCCCCUCGGCCCCAGCGCCAGCCAAGGAAGAACGACCGAGCCCGACUGGGGACGAGGACUUGGUGGAAGGGAGUCUGGUGCGUAAACAUGAGUGGGAGUCCACCACCAAAAAGGCAUCCAACCGAUCAUGGGACAAGCUGUACCUGGUGCUGCGAGGCAAUAUGCUGUUCUGCUACAAGGACCGGAAGAGCUACCAGGCUGCUCCAGAGGUCUACUUCAGGGCAGAGGGCCCCUGUGACCUCUCUGGGGGACAGGCCUCUGUGGCUGAUGACUACACGAAGAAGAAGCAUGUGCUGCGCCUGAGGCUGGUUGGUGGGUCUGAGUAUUUGUUCCAAGCCAAAGACGAGGAGGAGUUGAACAUGUGGGUCAGUGCUCUGCAAGUUGCCACAUCCUCCGAGGGUUCUGCUGGGCCUUCUCGCUCGCAGACACUGCCUGCCGGCUCUGAGAAGAAGGAUGAACCCAAGCGACGUAGUUUCUUCACUCUUAAGAAGAAAUAAUGGACAAGUUUGAGUCUGUGACUGACCACUCUCCCUCCAGUUCCUGGCCUCCUUUUCUAUAGUCAUUAUUCUUUCUUCUGGUAUUCUUCUCCUGUGUCCUGGGUCUUUUAAACUACUGUUAUACCUUUUAUAAAUGCCUAUUUCAGACCCAGCAUGGGAUACCCGCAUUAACUUUGGAUUGCUGCUGCUGGUGUAGGCUUCUGUUGUUGGCAACUAUUACUGCUGAGGGAGUGGGGACAGAUAUGCUGUGCUUGGCAUCAUCAGCUUACACUCAUGCUGAGUCUCCCCUACUGGGUCUGAAGGGUAGCAUCAUGAAAAUUGUGCUGACUUUUUCUAUAAUGACAGUUUUCUCACCCAAAAGAUUAACUGAACUUUUAAUUGUAUUACCAAUAUCAGGCAUGAAGUUAAAUUUUCCCUGACAUAAAAUGUUGAUAGUUUUGUGUACUAGUUGAGGUGGAAGAAAAUCUGAGUGUGUGCAGUUCCCAAUGUCUGCCUAGCACUGCCAUGGCUGAAUGUUCCUCUCUUGAGGGAUAGUGUGGAAAUAAUAUAUUUAGUGAAUUCUCAUAUGUCCUUUACUUUACAAAGAUAAUGAUUUGUUAAUUUUAUCUGUCUUUAGCUGUAGUAUCACAGUUUUGACUAGAUAGCACCUAUGUAAUUGUACUGUACAGAAAAAAAGAUAGAACUAUAACUAUUGUGCUGCUUUAAGCUUGAAUUUACAAAGAAAUCAUGUACUACUUCACAGCUGUUUAAAUCAUUACCAGAGUAUGAAAGCCAGCCACCAAAUUAGUCUUGUAAAUGGGUAAAUGUACUUUGCUUGGGAGUGUAGAUGUGUCAUGAAGAGAUUUCUUUUUGUUAUCAUUUUUCCCCUUCAAGUUUCAGCCUUAAGUUUUCAUACAAAAAAUCAAUCAAAUUCAGCAUUUCGGCAUCAGCACUGAUCUGGAGAACUUGGGAGUCCUUCAUGGAGCAGCCAAGUCCUCCCCCAGCAGUGGCAAGAGUCCUGUGGUCCCGAUUAGCAUGGUAGGACUUGCCCCUCACCCACACUGUGCUUGACUCGUGCUUUUUAUCAUCUUCAAUUUUUUCCUGCUGAAGUGAACUGUUGCCUGCUGGAGUCUCGUCCAUGGAAAUUUAUUAACGAGCACACAGUUGCAUGCAAAAUAAACUGCUUGUAUGCAACAGUGUGUCUCUUUUGCAUUUUUACAGAACAAUUAACUUUCUAGUCAAGAGGCUAAAAGCAAUAAAAAGAGGCAUCUUGUGGUAUCCAUAUCUUUGUUGUCUGGGGUCUAGGGGCCUGACCCUUAACACCCAAUCCCAUCUGUGUUUCAUGGUUGUUCAUUGGUAGUUGUGACUUUGGCUUGUGUUCGCGAGUGUCCCUCUAGCGUCACCUGACCCAUAUGUUGUGUGUCCAAAGGCUCCAGCAGCACAGCAGCGCGUGGCAGCAGUACUGGUGACUAAUGAUGGAUUUGUGUAUUGUUCCACCACUAGACAUCUUUCAGUCAUCCACCACUAACUAACUUUUAAUGGAAGGAUGCUAGGUGAAAAAUUGCUUACGGACUUCAUAGCUGUAGGGUAAGAUUUCUGACUAAAUUUACUCGAAUGAAGUAAUCUUAAUUGUUACAUAUAAAAGUGACCACUGUAUAUCAUAUAUUGUGACACUUAAAUAAAAUUGUUUAAGUGAU